This is a messenger RNA of Paramuricea clavata, 744 nucleotides long. NCBI's taxonomy places the organism in Eukaryota, Metazoa, Cnidaria, Anthozoa, Malacalcyonacea, Plexauridae. The record is from the annotation of a GenBank genome assembly.
AUGGAUGAUGGUGAACUUAUUGGGGCUGUCUUCAUGGAUUUUAGUAAGGCGUUUGAUUCAGUCAAUCAUGAUGUACUUCUAAGGAAACUUGCUAAAUACCAUAUUAGUCAACAGGCCUUGCAGUGGUUUACAUCCUAUUUAGAUGGUUGCUCUCAACAAUGUUCUGUAUUAGGAUCACUUUCAAGUCCUCUGAUGUUGGAACGAGGAGUUCCACAAGGAUCGAUAUUGGGACCAUUACUCUUUUCCAUAUAUAUAAAUGACCUGCCAAUGUCUCUUGGAGAAGCUAAUGCGGAUAUUUAUGCGGAUGAUACAACACUUUGGUCAAGUAGCAAGUCGUGUGAUGAAAUCCAGCAAACAUUACAUAACGCAUUGGACAUUACAGAACAAUGGCUCACAGUCAACAAUAUGGUAUCAAAUACUACUAAAUCAAAGAAAUCAUUGAUUGGAACAGUGCAAAAACUUCAUCAUUCUGACAAAGAUGAAUUGGAUCUCUACCUGAAUGGAACUAAGCUCAGUGAGAUCAAAAACGAAAAGCUUUUGGGAAUCAAACUUGAUAAACAUUUAAAAUGGAACAAACACAUUGAGUAUUUGAUUAGAAAACUAAACUCUAGAAUUUGUCUCCUGAAAAGGGCGAAAGAACAUCUAACAAUUCACUGUAGAAAGUUACUCUACAAUGCGAUUAUAAAGAGUACUGCUGUACUGUUUGGGGCAAUUGCUCCAAAGAACAACUCAUCAGAUUAUUGA